Canariomyces notabilis is the source of this 824-nucleotide messenger RNA. RefSeq lists its product as uncharacterized. The coding region runs from base 248 to 781 and encodes 177 amino acids. The record is from RefSeq and is a predicted model, not a curated record. The transcript has a single exon. Lineage: Eukaryota; Fungi; Ascomycota; Sordariomycetes; Sordariales; Chaetomiaceae.
UACCAAAGAGCCCGACCUGCCAAAACCGUCACUAAGAGCUGUGGCUUGAGCCCGUUGAGAUGAUUGACAGCUCUGCCAGGUACCGCCUUCCUUGCCCAGAGACAGGGCGGUGACAAGCAAGCUUUUGAUCGAGGUGAUUUUCUCCCAUGAUCCCGGCUUGCAUUCCCGCCGAAAUGUGCCCUGCCACAUGCGGAGAUGCUUGGGGUUGCGUGCAUGACAUGGAGCGCGCCUCCCGUUUGAGCAUUUUAUGGAGUCUGGAACUCUGGAUGGCCUUUACCGGGACAAUACGUUGAGACGUUGCCUGCACAUUAUUAUUCCUUGUUUAGUAGUCAAAUGGGAUCAAGAAGCGGUCAGGUACGCACGUACAUCUAUAAGUGUGGCUUCGAAGGAACAUUAUCCGUAUAGACGUUGUACAUACGGAUAUGGGACAACAAACGGCCGACAUCACGACCCGGAAAAGACGGGAAAAGUGCACCUCGGGUUCGCACAGACUGUGAGACACAAUUCCCGGGCCCAGGGCACGCACGCUGCCAGUUUGGCGAUCCGAGAAAUUCAGAUGUGCAAUUCCCAUUUUGGGCCUUUUUCACUUUUUGAUUUUCGCUCUUUCGGGCGUCCUGUAACUCGUUUGGGGGAUCGCCACCCACAAUCGUCCAUUCUUGGCACGGGAAGGCACCACCAUCGGCCGAGACGUUCUGCCACCCGCGAGUGUCUGUGCGCUAGCAUUUCCAUGGCACUUUCCCAAUCAACGAUCCUUGUCCUUUCCCUCUACCUCCGUAUGUAAUCAAUAUCAGAUGAACUUUGGCGGGCAGGUGACGCCACCUCAG